Molecule: messenger RNA, 2643 nt
Organism: Monascus purpureus
Lineage: Eukaryota; Fungi; Ascomycota; Eurotiomycetes; Eurotiales; Aspergillaceae
Source: the annotation of a GenBank genome assembly
CUCACUCACCCUCAAGAAAAGAACCCAUCCCUUCAUUGAAUUUGCCCUAUCGCUAAUUCCUAAUCCUGCCAGCUACCAUUCCUCUAGUUGCUUUUUCUGGAUCUUUCUCCCUGCCACCUCACUUGCUCUGGCCGUGGGGUUGGCGCUCGUGCAUCUUCUGGGGUCACCGCUCGUUGUCCGCUCGUUGUCCGCUCGUUUGCCCCUUUGCUUCUCCCCUUUCUGGCUUCGUCUUGUCUCAGUCUUUUCCUCUACUUUCACCACCGCUGAUUGCCUCCUAGUUGGGACGACGCGGUAAACAUGGAUCCCAACAGCAACAACAACAACAAUGGCAACAAUAAUAACAAUCGUCUUCACCUGAAUUUCGGGUUCAAUGAUCGCCAGUACAACCCGGCCAGUAACCGCGCCUAUCCCACCACCCCCUCCGCCUUUCCUCAGCCUAUCUACCAGUCCUCCGGCGCCCAUGACUACAUUGACUCUCAAAAUAGCCCCUAUGGUCAGGGAUAUUUCGUGAAUAGCAACCCAUAUACCCAGCAAGGUCAAUACUAUGGCCAGCAGAACUUGCAGUCCCCGCAACCUGCCUACCACAUGGGAUACAGUGCCAAUGACGGUACCAACGGGCUCAUCCAGCAGUUUUCCAACCAGGACCUCAAUUCAAAUCGUGGAAAUUUUUACGCUCGUUCUGCUUCUCCAGGCCAGCGGCCCCGUGCUACUGGACCACCAGCUGCUCCACAGCAGUAUCCCGGUCAUUUGGGCCCUUCCACGUCGCGCAGCCCGCGAGCCCAGCCCGAGGAAGAACUUCAACGCAACCCAGACCGGUUUGCAGAUAAUGUGCAUAAGCGAGGAAAGGCGGCCAAGGAAUUGGUAAAUGUGUUCUUCCAUGAGAACAUUGAACGUGCGCGUGACCGCAAUAUGCGUUCUGCGGAGCUCGACAAGCUGAUUCGCAACCCCGCCAUUCCAAAAGAGAAGAAGCGCCAGGAGGCUGGGCUUGCGGCGAAGAAGGAGUCGAAUUUCCUUCGAUUCCUCCGUACCAAGGAAACACCAUCCAACUUCCAGACUAUCAAGGUCAUUGGAAAGGGUGCGUUUGGCGAGGUGAAACUGGUGCAAAGAAAGUCGGACGGCAAGAUCUAUGCUCUUAAAUCUCUGAUCAAGACCGAAAUGUUCAAGCGCGAUCAGUUGGCCCAUGUUCGUGCUGAGCGUGAUAUCAUGGCUGAUUCAAAGGACAAUCCAUGGCUUGUGAAGCUGCACGCAUCUUUUCAAGACUCCGCCUACCUCUACCUGCUGAUGGAGUUUUUGCCUGGUGGUGACUUGAUGACAAUGCUUAUUAAAUACGAGAUCUUUUCCGAAGAUAUCACGAGGUUCUAUAUGGCAGAACUCGUCAUGGCCAUCGAGGCGGUUCACAAACUUGGGUUCCUCCACCGUGACAUUAAGCCAGAUAACAUCCUUCUUGAUCGCGGUGGUCAUGUGAAACUCACUGAUUUUGGUCUUUCGACGGGUGGAAAGAAGACACAUGACAAUGCAUACUAUCAGAAUCUCCUAAAGAACACUUCGAAAGACAAGAAUCGUAACUCGGGCUACUUCAAUGAUGCGAUCAACCUGACGGUGUCCAACCGCGGGCAAAUCAAUACCUGGAGAAAGUCCCGUCGAGCGAUGGCAUACUCGACUGUCGGAACUCCUGACUACAUUGCGCCCGAGAUUUUCAAUGGACAAGGGUAUACUUAUCUUUGCGACUGGUGGUCUGUUGGUGCCAUCAUGUUUGAAUGUCUUGUCGGUUGGCCUCCUUUCUGCGCUGAGGAACCUACCGACACGUACCGCAAAAUUGUGAACUGGAGGGAAUGCCUCUACUUCCCCGAAGAGCUCGUAUUAUCUCACAAUUCCGAGUCGCUAAUUCGAAGUUUCCUGUGUGACCCCGAGCAUCGUAUUGGUAACGAGGGCGGCCAGCAUGGAGGUGCAACUCAGAUAAAGAACCACCCCUUCUUCCGCGGUGUCAUCUGGGAUCAGCUUCGUAAUAUCCGUGCUCCGUUCGAACCAAGACUUAGCUCGAAUAUCGAUGUGUCGUACUUCCCCAUUGAUGAAAUUCCUCAGGAAGACACAAGUGCCAUUCACCGCGCUCAGGCCCGUGCCAUGCCCGAAGAGCAGGAAGCAGAGAUGAGUCUCCCAUUCAUUGGAUAUACAUAUAAAGCAUUCAACGCUUUCCAGAACAGCUAGAAGACGUAUCAGCACAUGUGGAUUUGUUUGGCAGGUAUAUCGGGGAUGGCAAAUCUGGGUGAGAAGUCAUAGAGCAGGCAGGCUUGCAUUGAUGUCUUCUCAAUAGCUUAUCUGGGCCCCAACUUGGUUGGUAUUGUUCAUUGGUUGGCAUUUCGAGCAUUUACUGUGAGGUCGACUCCCUUGUUUUUAAUGACCUUGUGCAUCUUGACAUUUGUCACAAAGCGCAAGUCGCACGUUGACAUGUUGAUAAGAUACAACUCUUUUUCGGCAUACUACAUGAUACAUGUUGAAUUUGGUCCCUCUGCAAGCCCCUUUCUAGCUGUGCCCUGAGCUCCAGCAUAAGUGUCCAUAUCAGAAGCGUUUGCGCUAUGCAUGGUCUAUUUUCAUUACCAUCCGGGAUAUAUUAGACUCGGGAAAAUACGCAGUAGAUGGACCAAC